Messenger RNA from Beta vulgaris subsp. vulgaris (sugar beet), 2764 nucleotides. RefSeq lists its product as hypothetical. Lineage: Eukaryota; Viridiplantae; Streptophyta; Magnoliopsida; Caryophyllales; Amaranthaceae. The record is from RefSeq and is a predicted model, not a curated record. Bases 166 to 2550 code for a protein of 794 amino acids. The transcript is spliced from 2 exons.
AAAUUAUAAAUAUUUUAAACCUAAUUAUUUUACCACAUUCAAUUUUCUCUCUCCUUGCAUACCUGGCGGCUGGCUCCCAUAUUCUCUUUCACGUUCUUUUCGAUCACUCUCGUAAAGGCCUUGGAUUAAAGGUUCGCUUUUACUAGGAAAAUUUUCCAGAGAUAGAUGGAUGGCGCUACAAGGGCUAGCGAAUUGGAUUCUGUUGUUUCGUUUCCAGAAGAUUCAUCAUUAUCAUCUGAGAUUAUUGACAAUUCUUCUGAUUUUGAUGAAAUAACGACCUUGUUCUCCAGUAUUGCUAAGAUAAAUCCCCUUGUUCGAUUUUAUAGACAAGUUGCACUUGAUGAGGACACUCUUCGUAACAAUUACGUUAUGUUUCUUUGUAUUCACUUGAAUGACUACUUUGAACAUGACACCCUUGAUGCACUGGUUCCCGAAUAUCUCAUAGAGGCAUGCUCUGAGUUGUAUAUAGCAAGAGAUGAUUUUGAAAUGCUGCUGCUUGUUAGAAUGAUGGAUGAAGAAACCAAUUCCAAGACGGUUCAUGAACCUUUCUUGCGUCGCGUUCCAUUGUGGUGUCUUCUAUUACCAUUCAAGGAGCGCAAGCUCCAUUCCCAUAUAUGCAAAUGCCAUGAAGCUGAUGCUCCUGCUUCUUUUCAUUGUCUCCUUGUGAAUGUGAAGAGGGGCAUUAUGGUGAAGGGGGAUACUAAUGUUUCUCAGCGACUGCAGGAACUUCUACGAGAAAGUGAAAUGGACUUGGAACGCUCUUUUCCAAGGCUUCAACCGUCUAUAUGGCCUCUACCGCUUGAAGAGCAGGAGAUUCCCUGGGAAGCAAGACCAUGUCCUAUUCUCAUAAAAUUGGGUGAUGUGAUACCGGAAUAUCCUGAUGAUAUAUGUAACAUGGUUUCUGAAUCAAAAAAAUUAUUUCCCAUUGUGGCUGAGACUGACAAGACUUUCAAUGUUACAUUAUUGUUGUCUGGUGGUAAGGGUGAUGUGAAGAGUUACCUGGAUCGAAUUGAUGGAGGUCGAGUUGCAGUUGACAAGACUACAUUUAGGGGCAAAUACAUUAUGGUUUGUUGUUUUCACGUGCCUAUCCUCCGUGAUUAUUUUGAAUUACGUUAUCUCCAGGCUCUAAUAACUACAUGCUGCGAUUUGUAUUCCACGAGAAGGGAUUUUGAGAUGGUAGUGGUUGCAAAGAUGAAUAAGUGUGCCAAUUACAAGGUGGUUUUCGAUCAUUUCCUAUCGGGUUUCCCCCCUUCGUGUCUUGUAGUACCAUUCGAGGACUUGGAGCGUCGUGACUUUAUUUGCAGGUUUCUUGACCUCCUUAGUCAUAGACAUAUUCAAUGUGUUCUUUUCAAUGUGGAUAACAACAUGGAUAUGGGUAACGACAUGGAUAUCAAGAGGGAUAUUUUACGCUUUGGAGAGAUUCGCUUCGCUCGUUAUCAUGGAGCCGAUGCCUUCCCAUUUAGUUAUGAGAAACUGAAGGAAGUUAUUGCAAACGACACACCAAGAUGGGAAUCUGUCUCAACAUCCACGCUUGUGGGACUUUUGGGAUGCAAUGCUUAUGACGUUCUUGAAAAGAUUAGUCCAAAUCCAGCAGGAAGCGGUGAGGAGGUGAUGACUAUCUCAGAACUCAGCAAGAAAAAUGUUGGCUUGUACUUGUGUGCGAAAGGAGAUUAUCUUGCCAUGCUUUGUGAUAUAUAUGAAAAAUGCAGAACUCGAAAGCUGGCAUUUGAAAUUGUGUUGGUCUACUUGCCCUUUGAUCAACCUAUUACCCCACAGGCUUGGAUGGAGAAUGUUAACACUUUGCUGCAGAAGCAUAAGAUAAGCUCGUCUUGGUGGCGUCUUCCCUACAACAAUUCUGUAACCUGCAGGCUGCGUCGACUUACCUUCCCGCGACAUCGUGAUAGGCUCAUCAUCGUAGGAGCCCAUGAUGAAUUCGUUGAACCUUUUGGAGAAAAGGUGAUGAAAAAGCACGGAAUUGAUGCAUAUCCAUUCUUCAGAGAGUACCUUAUCGAAAAAGAAUUGAACAAGUUGAAGGAUCUGACCUUUGAGUCAUUGUUUGCUUCUGGGCCCAAGGACUUCUUUUACCAGGGCACAGAUAAGAAAUUUCUAUCAGAUCUCCAGGGUAAGAACAUACUUCUUUAUCUUGAGUAUCCUGGUGACCUCUGCAUUUUUCCUCAACAAUUAAGAUGGUAUGAGCAUUUGAAAAAAAACAAUCCUGAUUUUGAAGUAGUAUUUGUCUGUCGAUCUAAUUAUUCAGCUGAUAUAGAGAUUAACGAUUCUGAUCUAUGUCGCAUAAUGCCUGAUUGGCUGUUAUACCCUUUUGAUCCUACUCACUCAGCUUCUGUGGAGAAGCGAUUAGGAUUUAAUAACGCUACUGCGCUUGUUGAAUUUGGAGAAAAUGGACAGCUAUGUUCAUUGAGUGCUCUUCGUCGUCUAGAUGUUUAUGGGCCUGAAAAUUUUACUUUUGGUGCUUCUCAUCUACGCGAAGACGUCCUUUAUCGUUUAGGUCUCAAGCCCAUCGUAUAUGACGCACCAGGUGAGUUCUACUGAUUACCAAGUUCGACAGCUUCCAUGUUUUGGCUGGCAAGGUGUCUAAUGCCAGUCUUGUCUAAGAUGAUGCUUUGGCCUUGACAAACACUUCUGUAUAAAUAAUAUUACUAUGUUUUUCGGUUUUAUGCUAAUAAUUACUACUCUACUCUUUGUACUUUUUGAUGUUAUAGAUGAAUUUUAUCUAAUUUAGAGUAAUGGAUUGAUAUUGGAGUUA